GCCUGUGAUGUAUCUACAUCUCAAUCCAAACCAUCUAGCAGAGAAAGCCAAGGCAAGAGGCUGCCAGAAGAAAAAAGGAGGUGCAGGCACUGGGAGGUGGGAGAGGACAGCACUGAGUAAAAAUACAGGCCAGUUCCAUCCCUACCCACUAGGCCUGGUUCUGGCAGGCUCCAGCCCCAGGUGGUGACAGCAGCAUCCAGAGCUGAAGGACAGAUCCCAGCCACUGGUGAAGGUACCUGCCCUAUCCUGGCCUGCUUUGUCUCCAACUCCUUUGCUGAAGGUGGGUGGUGGUGAAUACACAGUCACUUUCUGCAAGGUUCCUGGAAGAAACAUAGGGGUGACUGAGGUGAGAGGCCCUAUGACUUGCUGCCCUGGCUGGCAGUUUGCCCUGCAGCACUGCAGGGAGAAGCUGAAGGGCUCAGUACUUAGCUUCUAGAUCCAAGGGUUCUUGGAGGGCUUCUGGAAGACUACUAAGACUGUGACACAGGCUCCUGGAAGACCUGGGAGGCCGAGCUUGGUUGAAUCACACUCAUCUGGUGGCUUUAACAUUAUUCUUUCUGCAUUUGCUGUGCGGCCAGCUUCCUCUCCUCAGGGCGGAGCGGAAUUGAGGGAGGUCAAAAGUGACCUUUUCCCCUAGCCUCCAAAGAGGCCCAAAGUACAUUCAUGACAUUUGCUCCUUGCGUCCAGCGCCAGAGCACUUUCAACUAUAAGAGCAAGGACUUGAUCUCCAGGUCUGCCUUCCGCGGUUGGGAGGGAAAUGCAGAGUUUGAGAGGCCCGACAGGCCCUCCCUUCUUGCCUCGCGGUGGGGGGACUGAUGGUUACUCAUUCUUGGGGUGUCUAUGAAAAGCCUUGGACCCCUCUGCCCAAGGCUUGAGGGCUCAGGGCCCGGCUGUUCGCGAAACUUGUUUGCUGGGCCUCUUGGUCUGUCGCUCGCACCGAGAAGCUGGCUCUUAUGCUGCCUCUUUGCGCGGGAAUGCAGGAGUCUCAACCAGGGACUGGAAGAUCAGGCAGUGGCGAGGCUGUCGUCUGCGAAAUCCGAGACCUUUUUCCAGCUUGGCAAGAUCAACUUUUCGGCCCCUCUGAACUGGCUCUGAGCUGGACUCCGCUUGGAGUCUCUUGUGGCCCGCGACCAGUAGUAUAACCUCGAGGGGAUGCAGGAAAUGAGAAUGGCCAUCAGUAUUGGAUUUUAAGUUCCUUAGAAAUCCCUGACGACCGCACUGUCCUGAAUUUUUUUUUUUUGAAGAGCAGAGGGAGGAUCAGCGGGUGGGGAGAGCUGGGCUUGGGAGGUGAUCGGAUUUGAUGGGAAUUUUAAAAAGCUCCCUUUCCGCUGUCAAAGUUCCUGGCUGCCCUAGCCCAGCCCCUCUCCGUGGGUUUUCCAGAACAAGCGCCCCAAGCAGGCGAGGCUCUGCUCAGCAUCCACGCAGAAGGGAGGCGAUCAUUUGCUGCGAGCAGGCCCAUUCGGCAUCGCCUGCGGAGCGCGCGAGCUGCUUAGAAAUCGUUCAACAGGAAAAUAAGAACCCGUGUGGUGAAAUCCGGACGGAACCAGCAGAUCCAAAAGCAUCUGGGGGCAGGCGCGGAGAUUAUGAGUCGUUCCUGUUUUUGGACAGGUUGACAUUUGGUCGCAGCCCCCAAAUUCCAGAUCUGUAAUUAAAUGACUCUUGGCUUGCAGCGUCUUUGAGACCUAGCAGAUUUGGGAGGAAAAGAUUCCGAGCAGAGCACUGGUUCAGACUCUGAGGUGCUCACUGAGCGGACUUCCUGCUCCUUUGACACUCGCGCUGACCUGGGCCCUGGUGCUGCAGGCCCUGUGCCUGUGGCCCUGUCCUCCAUGGAGGAGAUUCAGGUGGAGCUGCAGUGUGCUGACCUCUGGAAGAGGUUCCAUGACAUCGGAACUGAGAUGAUCAUCACCAAAGCAGGCAGGAGGAUGUUUCCUGCCAUGAGAGUGAAAAUCACUGGCCUGGAUCCACAUCAGCAGUACUACAUAGCGAUGGACAUUGUGCCUGUGGACAAUAAAAGAUACAGAUAUGUGUAUCAUAGCUCCAAGUGGAUGGUGGCUGGCAAUGCUGAUUCCCCUGUCCCCCCAAGAGUUUAUAUACACCCUGAUUCUCUAGCUUCUGGAGACACUUGGAUGAGACAGGUGGUCAGUUUCGACAAACUCAAGCUGACCAACAAUGAACUGGAUGAUCAAGGACAUAUCAUUCUGCAUUCUAUGCACAAAUACCAGCCUCGAGUUCAUGUGAUUCGAAAAGAUUUCAGCAGUGACCUUUCUCCCACCAAACCUGUCCCUGUUGGGGAUGGAGUGAAAACAUUCAACUUCCCUGAGACCGUGUUCACCACAGUCACAGCCUAUCAGAACCAGCAGAUCACCAGAUUAAAAAUUGACCGAAACCCUUUUGCUAAGGGAUUCAGAGAUUCUGGAAGAAACAGAACUGGACUGGAAGCCAUCAUGGAGACCUAUGCAUUCUGGAGACCUCCGGUGCGCACACUCACCUUUGAGGAUUUCACCACCAUGCAAAAGCAGCAAGGGGGCAGCACAGGCACUUCCCCAACCACCUCCAGCACUGGGACACCAUCUCCUUCAGCAUCUUCUCAUCUUUUAUCUCCAUCUUGUUCUCCUCCAACAUUUCAUCUGGCCCCCAACACUUUCAAUGUGGGCUGUCGAGAGAGCCAGCUGUGCAACCUAAACCUCUCUGAUUACCCACCAUGUGCCCGAAGCAACAUGGCUGCCUUGCAGAGUUACCCAGGGCUGAGUGACAGUGGUUACAACAGGCUGCAGAGUGGCACUGCUUCAGCCACUCAGCCCUCCGAAACCUUCAUGCCUCAGAGGACUCCAUCCCUGAUCUCAGGAAUACCAACUCCUCCCUCGUUGCCUAGCAACAGCAAGAUGGAAGCCUAUGGAGGCCAGCUGGGGUCCUUCCCCGCUUCCCAAUUUCAGUACGUGAUGCAGGCAGGCAAUGCAGCCUCCACCUCCUCGUCACCGCACAUGUUCGGAGGCAGCCACAUGCAGCAGAGCUCCUACAAUGCCUUCUCUCUCCACAAUCCUUAUAAUCUGUACGGAUACAAUUUCCCCACUUCCCCUAGGCUAGCUGCAAGCCCAGAGAAACUGAGCGCCUCUCAAAGCACUUUACUCUGUUCUUCUCCUUCUAAUGGGGCCUUUGGAGAGAGGCAGUACCUGCCUACCGGGAUGGAGCACGGCAUGCACAUGAUCAGCCCUUCACCCAAUAAUCAGCAGGCUACUAACACCUGUGAUGGCCGGCAGUAUGGGGCGGUCCCAGGCUCCUCCUCCCAGAUGUCGGUACACAUGGUUUAAUAGCCAGUCCAAAUGCCAUGGAGCCUACAGCAGCCGAGGCUCCGGAGUCUCCAUGCACAGAUCUUCCUCUUUGGAAGCCCCACAUCUUUGAAAAACAGUAACUGUGUAUUAUUAUUAUUAUUGUUUUUUCUGGAGGAGGAAAGCACAUGCCCAAGGACAACCAAAAGACAUUUAAGCCACUGAAGGAAAUGUGCGAUGGAAUCAUCUCUGACUCAGUGACCAUUCUCCUGCCUUCCCGAACCUUAGUUUCAUAAACCAUUGUCUACUCUAGAGUGGCCUUUGAAGAAACUGAAUAAUCAUUUUAUAACAAUGUUAAGGGAGAUGCAAACAUGUAGCAGCCAUGAAAAAUUACCCAUACACAUAUACAGAGCUACCUAUACACCCAUCCAUCCAUACAUAGAUACAUGCGUGCACACACUCAUAUAUUCAGAUACAGGUUCAUACAUACACGAACAUACAUGCACACGGAUUUGGAACUGGGCGAACUCUGUGGAGGGAGGCCCACAAUGGGUGCUUUCACCAGGAAUUGGUCUAUGUACAACACUAGAUGGACUGGGCCAGCGUAAGCAGCUGACCUUUCUCCCCUGCAGCUUACCCUGUUUCUGGAAUGAACCAUAUAUCCUGGAGCCUGUUCCCAACAAUGAAGGUGGAGAAACAUCAGUACUGCAACUGGAAUUGGCCCCCCAAAAAAGAAGGCUUUUGAACUUUGGCCCUAUUCAUUCAGUGUGCUAUCACUGAUGUUCCCAGUGGUGCUUGUGAAAAGAGGGAGUAGGAGCAGCUGAACAAGAGAGAAAGAGAAAGAAGAAGGGCGAGGUGGAGAGCAAGGCUGAGAGAGGAAGUGUGAGCAAUGAUGUGUUUUGAUUCACCAAGGAAAUCGGGUUCUGGUUUGUACUUCCCCCGCCCCUGCCCAGGUUGUAGAAAGAAUCACGGCUUUAUCAUGGCAUUAUGGAAGAGCAAACCUCUCUGGGACACUGCUGUGGGUCAGGGCACUGGUGAGAGGGACCGGGACCAGGGAAGGAAUGCAUCUCGAUCCCACAGCUGUGACCGCUGUGAUCCAGAAGAGGGGCACAGCACACGGAAAGGGCCAGCUCCAGAGCAUGCAGCCCGGCAGGGGACAGGAACAGGAGUGUGCAUAAGGAAGACUGUAGAAUCCUGAUGGCCGAUACCAGGAGCAGAGGUGACAAAGAGAGGCCUGGCCUGCCGUCUGCCACAUCCAGACCCCUGCCCUGCGUGGCCUGCCCCCCAGCCCCUGUAGCAGGAGAAAUCCUGUGACGUUCCGGGGAUUUGCAGACGGGCCUUCUACAUCCUUCCACUUGCCUUUAGGUAUCCAUUUUUAUCAAAUAGUUCGUUACAUUUUGAAGUUUUGGUUUUUUUUCCUUUAUCUUUCCCUUCCCCCUCAAAUCCUUUAAUGUUAAGAAAAUAAGUGAAGUUUGGUGCAAACUAAACUUUUUAAGUGGUGUGGAAAUGAAAAUAAUACCAAGUAAAAUAAUACAGAUAUUAUUAAGAUUUUUGUUUUGAGUGUUGUAGAUAACUGUAUUUAUGUGUCUAGUGGGGAAUCCAAUAUUAUGAAUAUUAAAAAGGGGGCAAUAAAAAGGUUAUGUAAAAUAUGUAUGAAGAAAAGUUGUAUAGAAAUUUGCCCUUAUGCACGGAACUCUGUUUCUAAGUGCCAAGCACAGAAAGCCGCUAAAUAAAAUCUUUGCAAUUGUU
This is a messenger RNA of Manis pentadactyla (Chinese pangolin), 5015 nucleotides long. RefSeq names its product T-box transcription factor 15 (gene TBX15). The record is from RefSeq and is a predicted model, not a curated record. NCBI's taxonomy places the organism in Eukaryota, Metazoa, Chordata, Mammalia, Pholidota, Manidae. Gene Ontology annotation, cellular component: nucleus. The coding region runs from base 1827 to 3308 and encodes 493 amino acids. Gene Ontology annotation, biological process: regulation of transcription by RNA polymerase II; cell fate specification; positive regulation of DNA-templated transcription. Gene Ontology annotation, molecular function: RNA polymerase II cis-regulatory region sequence-specific DNA binding; DNA-binding transcription factor activity, RNA polymerase II-specific. The transcript is spliced from 9 exons.